This is a messenger RNA of Balaenoptera musculus (blue whale), 5285 nucleotides long. RefSeq names its product arginine and serine rich coiled-coil 1 (gene RSRC1). Gene Ontology annotation, biological process: alternative mRNA splicing, via spliceosome. NCBI's taxonomy places the organism in Eukaryota, Metazoa, Chordata, Mammalia, Artiodactyla, Balaenopteridae. The record is from RefSeq and is a predicted model, not a curated record. Bases 283 to 1287 code for a protein of 334 amino acids. The transcript is spliced from 10 exons. Gene Ontology annotation, cellular component: cytoplasm; nucleus.
GGUAACAAGAAACUCAAAUAAUCAAGCACGCAAAACCAACACCAAACAAAAAAUUGGCAGCGUGACAAUCUACUCCCUCGGCACUCCUAACGCCUGGCAGCCUCCAUCGAUGCACUCGAAAGCUCGGCUGACGCUGCCUGGCGGUGAAACCAGGAAGGCGGUGAGCUUAAACUGAAGUAAGUUCGGUGGACGCCAGCGGCGCCCAGAUUUGAAGAAACGUUUCCAGAUCUGCGGCGCUUGUAAGUCUACGGGAGGUGUAAGCCCGAAGGCCGGAAUCCAGAAAUGGGACGCCGGUCAUCUGAUACUGAAGAAGAAAGCAGAAGCAAGAGAAAAAAGAAACACCGUAGACGGUCUUCUUCAAGUAGUUCUUCAGAUAGUAGAACAUAUAGCCGAAAGAAAGGUGGAAGGAAGUCAAGGUCAAAGUCAAGAUCUUGGUCCAGAGAUCUUCAGCCUCGCUCACAUUCUUAUGAUAGAAGACGAAGGCAUCGAUCAAGCAGUAGCUCUUCUUAUGGCUCUAGAAGAAAACGAAGUCGAAGUCGUUCAAGGGGUCGAGGGAAAUCCUAUAGAGCUCAGAGAUCUAGGUCAAAAAGCAGAACAAGAAGGUCCCGAUCAAGACCACGUCCACGUUCCCAUAGUCGAAGCAGUGAAAGGUCCAGUCACAGAAGAACACGUAGUCGGUCUCGGGAUAGAGAACGACGUAAAGGCAGAGAUAAGGAGAAAAGAGAAAAGGAAAAGGAUAAAGGCAAGGACAAGGAAUUACACAGCAUCAAACGUGGGGAAUCUGGAAACAUCAAAGCUGGAUUAGAACAUCUGCCCCCAGCUGAACAGGCCAAAGCAAGACUACAACUGGUUCUUGAAGCUGCUGCAAAAGCUGAUGAAGCAUUGAAAGCCAAAGAAAGAAAUGAAGAAGAAGCAAAGAGAAGAAAGGAGGAAGACCAAGCCACCCUGGUAGAACAAGUAAAAAGAGUCAAAGAAAUUGAAGCCAUUGAAAGUGAUUCUUUUGUUCAGCAAACAUUCAGAUCAAGUAAAGAAGUCAAAAAGUCAGUGGAACCUAGUGAAGUGAAGCAUGCAGCUGCAACAUCAGGACCAGCAUCAGUAGUGGCUGACCCACCGAGUAAUGAAAAAGAAAUAGACCCUAGCAGCAUCCCUACUGCUAUCAAGUACCAAGAUGACAAUUCUCUGGCCCAUCCAAAUUUAUUUAUUGAGAAAGCUGAUGCUGAAGAAAAGUGGUUCAAGAGAUUAAUUGCUCUCCGACAGGAAAGGCUAAUGGGCAGUCCUGUGGCCUAAAGUUAUGUUCAUCUGGUUGAAUUAACAGUAACAUUGGAAAUUUAGGUUUUUAAAUCCCAGUAUUAACUCUUAAAAAUAAUUUAGCUGAUUAUAUAAAAAGGUAACCUCAUUUCAUUCUUUUCUCAUGUAGGCUUGAAUAUUUGUUGAUUUGAACUUAAUCAAACAUUGUGAAUAUUAAAACUAGUGUAAAGUUUAAGAAAGCAUGAAAAUGUCAUACUGUUAAUAAAGCUAAUCCUGAUAAUAUUGGUAUUAAGGCAAAUGGUACACAGUAGUGUUUCUGAGUACAAUUUGAAAAAUAUCAAGUUGCCAUUUAAGGACACAAUUUUGAUUAGUCAUGCAUAUAAAAGAGUCGAACUAUAUGCUAUAAAUAUGAGAUUUUAUCUUCCAUGCAUUAUAAAACCAUAUUUGAAUCUUUUAUUUCGCCUUAUUGAAAAAUUUUAGGCACAACAAAAAGCACUGUAAACAAUCUAAGCAGCAUGAACCAUGUUACUCUUAGAGGAAUAAUACAUUUAGUAAAAAAAAAAGACUUGAAAAUUAAAUAAACUGAUGGUUUAUUUGCUUAGAGAUCAGCUUUUACUAGGUGCUCCUUUGAAACAUGUUAGCAGGUCCCAGCUCAUUCUUUUAAAAAUUACAUGUUCACGCUAGACCUAAGCAGUUGGCCAAAUACUCAUGAUGGGGAAUUGUUUCUGAGAAAACUGGUAAGAGCUCUCACUUCAGUGUUACUUAACCAACUGCUAUACCCUGCAGAGGAAGCCAGCUAAUUGUAAUUUUGAUAAGGCUAUCUGUCAUUGUAGAAUACCUUUCUCUGGUAGCUGAAUGAAAAUCAACUAUGCAUUCCAUACUGAACACGCCAGAGAUAAGGACUUUUAGGCCUGCCUUACAAACUGCCUUCAACAGCUGACGUGAAUUAUUUCCCUUUCUAUUUGUUCUGCUCAAAUUUGUAUCUAUGAAGACUGUAGCCCAGAACACAAGAUAAGCGUGAAAAGUUCUUGGGCUAAGAUUACCAAUAUAUAGGACAUUUUGAUGCCAUCUUUUUAUAUUUCUGGAACUACUAAAGUUGUAAUCCCUGUUAAAAACGAAAACUAUAAAGAACUUAAAAUCAGUUGCAAAAGGGAUGGAAAAUAGACUGAUGACCAAAUACUUGUUUUUAUACAAACAUGUUUUCAUAUUCUAAAUAUAUGCUAGUGGGGGUUUUUUCCUUAGCUAUAAGUAGAAGUACCCAGUAUGAACUCAGGUGUGUGUGGUUUUUAACAUAUACAAAUUUUUAGUGAUUUUUAAAAGGGAUUACUGGUACUGAAUAAUUUUAUAUUUCAUUUAUUACAUAACUUAUAAAUAGUAAAAGGACUAUCAUCCUUUGCGGAAUUAUAUUUUAGUGGUCUAGGCAAGAAUAUGGGUUGUCAUUUGGGCCACUAGUGAAUUCUCCAGAGAAGCUGGACUAGGCAUUUUUUCUCAGUAUGCUUGAUGUUCCUCAUUUAUAACAUACUGAAAAUAUUAUGAUCCACUUUAAUUAUAUUUCACACCAGAGUUCCUCUUUGGCAAGUAACCCAAAUACAGAUGCUUGAACUGCAAUAGAUUUAUAUUUUAAAGCUAAAUUUUUCAUAGAGAUAGAGAAUCAAGUUAUUUUUUAAUUAACUAAACUCUAGUCCCUGCUAAACUCAAUGACUAUUCCCCUUCUUCCUGAUUUCCAGUGUGAUUCAUUUUAAUAUAUUAUUAACUUUGUUUACCUGCAUCCUGUUGAAGACUACAAUAUUACCACAUAAGCCAAAUCAAAUUUAAUGAGAAAGACUUCAUAGACCACUAUCAAACAUAUCGCCAAACUCAAGGUAGGCGAUCCAUGCGGGCCUUCUUUAAUAUCCUAAUAUAAUGACUCUAUAAAACAGAACAGUCCCUUUCAUGUCAGUUGAUUACUGGCAACAGUUUGGACUUACAUGAGACCUCAGAGUGUUUUUCGAAACAUUGACUUCACACAAAAUGAUGAGUACUAAUAAUACAAGUUUUCAUUUCUGAACAAGUGCAUUCUCAGGGAAAAUGGAAUAAGAACUUUUUUUUUUCUGGCACUCCCUAAUUACGAGGAAGCAGAUACCUAAGAAUAUGAGAACAGAACACUCUUGAGUCUUUCACCUACUUCACUUCAGCAUCACAGCAGGUGAAAUGAGGAUACUAAUAGCCUACCUACCUACUUUGAUUCUUCAGUAAAAUAACACAAAAGAAAGCCCGUGGUAGAAAAAGUGUACUAUUUAUGCCAAGGGAACAUUUUGGCAUGGUAGCCCAUCUUAACGGAAAUAUGGAACAAAUAGUUGCAUGGGUAAUUAUUUGAAAAGCUACACUCCAACUUCAGUGUACUCCUUAUGUAUGUGCUUGAACUGCCAUGGCCAAUAGACCCCAGCUUUUGAUGUCCCUCCCUGCCAAGACCACAAGAAACCCUGAUUGCUCUGCAGGUAGUGACCUACUAUCUGCUUACUGGAGGUAUCUCAGGUCUUCUUCCGUCAGAUUUACCCACUUACUCAUUAACGUUUUUUUGACUACCUAGUUUGUGCUGGGCAGAGUAAGGGUAGUUGGGUAUACAUGGGUGAAUCCAGUGGGGAUUCUGCCCUCAAGAGGCUUAGUUAUGAAGCCCAGACAUGUAUAUGACAUAAAAGAUAUAAUACUUAGUGGCAGAGGAGAGGACAUGGUUGCAAAAAAGAGAGAGAUUACUGCAAGUUAGAAAAUUAAGGAAGCCUUCAUGGAUGAGAUCACAACUGAAUGAAGACCUGAAGGAUGGGAAAGCCCCUGGAGCCACAGGAACUCACAGCUAUCUACUUCCACCUUCCUGGUAGCUGCUGUAGGGGGCUGGGAACUGUUGCACUUCCAACCCAAGGAAGAGUCCCUCUUGUGAAAGACCCAAGUGGCCCUGCCCUCUCAAUCCUAUUAAAAUCCAAGCAAAAUGUUAGGUUCCUGGUUGCCCUCUGGCUUUCUCUGAUCAUUUCUUCCUUUUGGUGGAGAAUCAGCUGAAUAAGCUGAUUUGGCCACUAUCAUCCAGUCUUGUAUCACCACCACUUGUCAGCCAAGAUGACUUGAGUGAGACGUGUAAUGGUAGCUGAAGGAGGCUUUCAGUACUUCUAAGAAAGAAUUGCGUCUGCCAAUAAGGCCUUGCACAGCAGUGGGGACAACUGUGUGUUCCCUAAUCCUCUUUGUUUUCCCUUGUGUGCUAUUACAGAAAGCAUUGUUUUGGAAUGAAAAGAUACGGUUCAUUUGCCUGUGGUUAGGUCUGUUUCCAGAUUUUCCUUUGAUUUGGGUAUCAAGUGAAAAUCUUGGUAUCAAGUGAGUAACUAAGAUAGUAACAGAAGCUAGAAAUAAAACAAGACACGGGACAUUUUUGGUCACUAAACUAUGGAUGAAUUGAUCUGGAAUUCUUACACCCAUGUUACUUCUUCCUUCCCCCCUUUCCCUACCCCAAAAUUCCUCAUGAGUAUGACGGAAGAGGUCUUGAACCAGCUCCUGGCCAUUACUCAAUGGAUACAGUGUUUGAAUUAUUCAGAAAAUGUUUAAAUGCCAUCCUUUAAAUGUAAGCCCUACUUAUUACCCUUUGGAACUCCUUUAUGGAAUAAUGGAAAAGUGAGUCAUCUUGAUAAGAAAAUAUCUGAGUCUUUACAGAAGAACAAGGAUAAAAAUGGAGGUAAGAAAGAACUCUUUGUGAAUUCUCUAUUCAUCUUCACCUUUUUUCAUAGAGAUGGAUGUUGAUCAGUAUAUUCCAUUUGGUGGGUUUUUUCCCAGAUCAAAGAAAAUGCUCUGUCAUCAUGUAUUUCCAAGUUAUUUUUGCUAUUAUUGUAUCCCCAGAAUCUAGCCCAUGCCUGACACAAGAAGUCUCUCAAUAAAUAUUUGACAAUGAAGGAAAAACUGAAUUUGCCCGUCUUAAAUGGGCAGUCUGUUUAGCAGUAUGGCUGUUUAAAAUACUCAAGCUAUUUGGAGCCAGUACAAAAACAAAUAGGUGUCUAGGUAUAUACCCAAAAGAAUUGAAA